This is a messenger RNA of Poecilia reticulata (guppy), 2097 nucleotides long. The record is from RefSeq and is a predicted model, not a curated record. Lineage: Eukaryota; Metazoa; Chordata; Actinopteri; Cyprinodontiformes; Poeciliidae.
AUGGUGUUUGCUUACCUCGGUAACAUUCGUUCCAGAAAUAGGCCUUCUGUGAUCUGCUCCAGUCUAACCCCUUGUUGUCUUCCUCGUCAGAUUAUCCUGCCGCCUCCUCGUUGCUCUGGUGUGAUCCAUUGUCGCUGGGUUCUGAGUGAGUGUGCCUAUUCCCCCUUCGUGGAUCACCUACCUCCUGUGUGUUUCCCCGACGCUGUCGGUGUUACCGGCCAGACGCUACCCCUCGUGUGUACCUACCUCCUGUGUCCUCCCUCGACACUGUCGGUGUUACCGGUCAGACGCCACCCCUUGUGUGUACCUACCUCCUGUGUCCUCCCUCGACACUGUCGGUGUUACCGGCCAGACGCCACCCCUCGUGUGUACCUACCUCCUGUGUCCUCCCUCGACACUGUCGGUGUUACCGGCCAGACGCUACCCCUCGUGUGUACCUACCUCCUGUGUCCUCCCUCGACGCUGUCGGUGUUACCGGUCAGACGCCACUCCUCGUGUGUGUGCGUUUUCCCCCCUUCGUUGAUCCAUCUCCGGUGGAUUCCCCUUCGGGACGCCACGGGUCUGGAGACCCACGCCCGAACCCUCCGGAGAACCAACUCUGACGGACCUAGUUCCAGGCCGUCCUCUCAAGGGGAGCUACCUGACCGCUCUCCUACGAGCUCACUGCCUUCGCUCCACUCCGUCUACAUCACCUCCCUUCCAAUAAGACGACCCGGUCCGCUGAUCCAGUAUUCACUAUCUGCUUCCUGUUCUUUCAAUAAACCAUCAUUGUAUUUCACUCGCCUAUCUGAUUGUGUUCUUGCAUGUGGGUUCGAAAGCUAAGUCCCAACAUGACACUGUGUGGUGUGUAUUCUGACUAAAUGUCUUGCUACAACACAUGUACCAUCACAAUGCCACACCCUCACGCACACAGUCUUGAUUCUCUGGAAAAAACAGGCAGGCAAUUCUAUUGCUGAGAAUAACACGUUAUCUAAUGUAUUUAUUAACCUUUUUAUUGUAGAUUUCCAAGAUAAUACAAAGGUUUUUUUUUUUUAAUGUAUUCCAUAAAAACUACAUACCAACCUGACAAACAUCCACAAUAAUAAAAAAAAUCUAAAGCUUCUUUUUCAUCCAUUGAUUUAGUUUUCUUCUCACUUCAGCCUUGUAGACAAACAAAGCUCUGCACAUCAUUUGCUUCAGCCAGAUUCUCUUGUGUUCUCCCCUACUGUGGUCUGUUCUGAUUGUGAUUCCUUCCUAAAUGGCUUCCUACUGAGUGUGCCAACACAUUUUUAUGAAACAUCCAGCAUUUCUGUAAAAGCUAAUCAUGUAGGACAUCAAAGCACAAGUCUGAUGCCUUGAUCAAGACACAUCUAAAGAGCCAGCUCAGUGCAAGGCUCCUCUACAGACUGGGGCCUAGCAUGUUUGUUUGGAUGAGAAUUAUGGGAAAAAUUACACCUUCAGACCCCAUGAUAUGAAAAAAAUGUAAGGUUGGAAAACUCUCUAAUUUCAUAGUUUGAGUUCAGACUAACAUCCAACAUGACUUUUUGCCUUAUUGACCUCCUGGAAUGUUUUCCACUUCCAUUAUGUUUUACCCUUUAAUGUCAGAGUGAGUCAGAUUUCUACAAAAUAUUGUCAAUUAAAUAAAAAUAUCUAAAAUAAGUGUGCAAUAAUAUACUUCUUUUAGCUGGAAUUGAACACUUCAGGUGAAGUGUCCUCGGGCAAAACAUGUCACCUCCCUUGUCUACUGGUGUUUGCUGACAUCAGCAUGUGAAUAUGCUUUUAAGAACUCGAGAUAUAAAUAAAAUCAAUUAGAAUUUAGUAGAUGCACCUUUACCUGCAAUAUAUUGGAUUGAGUCUGGGCUUUGACUGGGCAAUCCACCUUGUUGUCUUCAAACCCUUCAGGGCUUUAUUUUGAGCCAUUAUCUUGCUGGAAAAUGAAUGUUAACUGAAUCUGUAGUUAUUUUGUCUCAAAUUGGACCUAAGAUGAAAAUUUCAGACCCCUCCAUGAUUUCUAAGUGGGAGAACUUGAAAAGUCGCAGGGUGUUCAAAUACCUAUUUUCCUCACUCUAUGUACCCAGAUAGCACAGAAUGAUUGAAACAACUUUGAAUGCUGACAUU